This is a messenger RNA of Cyprinus carpio (common carp), 3353 nucleotides long. It is a transcript of the gene b3gnt2l, whose product is annotated as N-acetyllactosaminide beta-1,3-N-acetylglucosaminyltransferase 2. The record is from RefSeq and is a predicted model, not a curated record. Gene Ontology annotation, molecular function: protein N-acetylglucosaminyltransferase activity. NCBI's taxonomy places the organism in Eukaryota, Metazoa, Chordata, Actinopteri, Cypriniformes, Cyprinidae. Gene Ontology annotation, cellular component: membrane.
GCACCAAUCACAGACAGGCAGAUGCUGAUGGGAAAAAGAGGCAGGUCGAUACAGCGCUUUUGAAAGAGCACGCACACUGUGGUGGUGGGUGACAACGUGGUUUCCUUUGUCAAGACGAGCAGUUAGGACUAAGAAUGUUAAUAGACGCUCACACGGCUCACAGCUGAACUUGACAUCAAUGGGAAUAUGAUUGAAGAAACUGGAUUCAGUGGAAGAUGAAUUCUUAAUGAGUACAUCCUGUUGUCAAUCCCCACCAUUUCCUGUAAAGACCAACAUCCUUAUUUGCUUCAAGAGUACGCUGCUUCUAACAGAAUUGUUGUAAAAUGAAAAAGAAGUAUAUGAAAUUACUCAUCGUAGCUCUAGCUAGUAGCUUUUGCGUUGUCAUCUUUUCCAAGCUAAAGGAUGUGGAACACAGCCAAAAAGACUUGGCUAGAACCCCUUCAGUUCCAGCUUCCACGCCUAGAAAAGCCACAACUGUAGUGAUGAGCACCGUCAAAAAGAAAACCAAAAGUGCCAUGCUGUAUGAGCUUCCACCACUAACAAUCUCUGAGACUUUCAGAAAAGACAUUCCCAAAAACGGUGCCUUCUGGAACCGGAAGCUUCAUUCUCUCCUCCGGCAGUUUGACUCCAUCGACAAUCAAACGCACAAAGACCCACGUGACAAGUUUCACUGUCAGCCUGAGAGUUUUGAGUUGCUACAAACCAACAUUCAGGAUAUUCAGUCGUACCCUCCAAUUUACGGAGACUUCCUUAGAGGCAUGGAGUGUCGAGACCCACCAAUUCUUAUCGAUCAGCCUGACAAGUGUGCAUUAGAGAGUGGACGGGAUCAAAUUUUCCUACUUUUUGCAAUCAAAUCCAUUCCAAAGCACUUUGAGAGGCGCCAAGCAGUCCGAGAGACCUGGGGAAGAGAAGGCUUGUAUGUAAACGGACUCCAGGUGCGAACUGUCUUUCUGCUGGGCCGAUCAUCUGCGGAUGACCCCAAUCUCAACAAACUGGUUUCGUUUGAAGCUCAGCAGUUUCAAGAUCUCCUCGUCUGGGAUUUUCACGACUCCUUUUACAACCUGACUCUCAAGGAGCACGUGUUCUUCAAGUGGAUGCUUGAUAACUGUCCUCGUGUAUCUUUUGUUUUUAAGGGUGACGAUGAUGUUUUUGCUAACACUCAAGCGAUACUGAAUCAUCUGCAGUCUCUGGAGCCAGAGCAGGCCACGGCGUUGUACACCGGGCAGAUCAUUUCUGAUGCCAGCCCGUUACGGGACCCUAAAAUUAAAUAUUAUGUUCCUCAGUCUUUCUAUGAAGGUCCUUACCCUCCUUAUGCUGGUGGUGGUGGAUUCCUCUUUUCUGGAAACCUUGUUCCAUCUCUUUACCAUGUUUCCUUUUACAUACCCUUUUUCCCAAUUGAUGACGUCUACAAUGGGAUGUGCUUCAAGGCACUUGGAAUCACUGCAACGAAACACGACGGUUUCAAGACCUUUGACAUUCGGGAACAAGACCGAGAGAACCCCUGUGUACACAAAGACCUGCUCCUGGUGCACCAGCGUGACCCUCAGCAGACCAUGAGACUGUGGAGAAAUAUGCACAGUGCCAUGCUGACCUGCUGAUGAUUGUAAACCAUUAAACUCCAUUGAGUUCAGCUGUAGUGCUUGAUAAAACCAAUGUUGGAUAAGAAUAACCUGGUGAAAUUUUCUGGGGGGCAACAUGGGGAAAAUGCUGAGCAUUAAAUGUACCGCUUAAGAGACUCUGGAUAAAGACUGUUUUUUUUCUUUUUCUUUGAAUCUUAUACUUGAAAGAAAAGUGGUGUCCAACACCAUAUCUUAUGUUUCUGUGCAACUGAGCAAGGUUAGCUUUUAUAGGUAAUUGAUUAACUUAUUUACUCAUGUCUUUUCAAACUCGUACAGAACAAGCUUUGCUUUGUUCUGCGGAACACACAUUUUGCAGAAUGUUUCAGGAGUUUUUGUUCUUUUGAAACUAAAUAGAACACAAAUCUUUAGAGCUCCAAAAAAUACAUAAAGCUAGUGAAGUGGCAUGAUGAUGAUGAUGUUGUAUGCUGACUGGAUCACAUUUUUAAAAUGCACUUUUAUUCACUCUCAAAUCAAAACAAAGACAGACAUGCAUGGAAACACCAACCUUAACAUUUUAAAGGGACAGUUCACCCAGAAAGUCAAAGUCGGGUACUCUACUCAGUGGAAGCCAAUGGUUACUAAUCUUCAAAAUACCCUUGUUUUAUUUUUUUUUUAUUUUUCUUAUUUUUUUUUAAAUCCAGCAUCAUUUUUCCGACCAGUGAUCUGUGACAACUGUUGCAUGACUACCCUCGUUAUUUGUGACAUUUCUAAACAUAUGAGUGCCUUGUCUACUAAACCUAGUGAUUAAAUGUAAAAAAAAUAUAUAUAUCAGAGUAUGAGAUAAUAAUCAAAGAAAAAAGUCUUGACCAGGGGCGCAUCAGUGAGGGUGCUCCAGAGAGGGAACAAAAUGUCAAAAACAAAAUGUGGAUCACAUUGCAAGAAACAAAAAAAAAAAAAAAAAAAAACACAUCCUGUUACAUUUUCAAGAUCUAACCACUAGAUGUCUCUUGGUUUUUUUUUAAACAUGUAGCCUUACAAUAAAGGCUUUUUAUAUUUUGCCUGCAUGCUAUGUGAGUGCCUGGACUUGGAUUAUUAUUUAUUUUAUUAUUUUUUUUAUUUUUUUUGCAAUGGGAUCCACCUUUUGUUUUUGACAAAGUAUGAGAUAAAUUAUGUAUAUUUUUGAGGUUCAGUCUGUUUAUGCUUAAACUAUAAUUGAAUGUGUCUAGACUGUUAUAUCGUUUUCACUUUGUAGUAUCCAGGUUUGUCUGUGUGAAUUAUAUUGAACUGCACAAAUGAAACACAAUGUUAAUUCACAUUUAUUUAGUGAGUGUUAUAUCUGAAAUAAGAACCUAAUGCACUGCUAUCUGCAGAUUCUAAUUCAAGUAUUUUACAGAAUUAAGUUUUUAUUUUAUUGUGAAUAUGGAGGAAGCAGGCACUGACAAAGUAAUGAAGAAGCUGUGGGUGACAUGAUACAAACAGUACCACUUUAAGGUCUGCAUUCUUUAACACUAUGAGAAUAUUUUUUUCUCAUUGACUGAGACAUCUAUAACUCUCAUAAGUGAAUAUAGGCAAUUUUUUAUAAGAUUUUAAACAUUUGCUCAUUAGUUUUCCCAGUAGUUGGGUUUUUAUUUUAUUGCAUAUGUUGCACACAGAUCCAGCUAAUGUCUUUAUCUUCAUGUAGAACAUUUUGAAGAUUGUGUGUGUGUGUGUGUGAAUGAGCACCCCAGUUGUAACUGUUGUGUGAGCUAUGACAUGCAGUCUCAGAGACAUUAAUAAAUGUAUUUAUAACAUCCA